This is a messenger RNA of Ambispora leptoticha, 1290 nucleotides long. The record is from the annotation of a GenBank genome assembly. NCBI's taxonomy places the organism in Eukaryota, Fungi, Glomeromycota, Glomeromycetes, Archaeosporales, Ambisporaceae.
AUGGCAGCGAGGGGAGGGAUCAAUGCAAAAGGAGAAUCUGCUCCACAGCCUGUUAAAGUUCAACGAUAUUGGCCUGGCAAAGUACCCGAAGGUGCUAAGGAUUAUUAUUCAUCAGAGGAAGAAGAUGAGGAGCAACAACAAUUUGAGAAACAAAAAGAACGGGAAUUGAUUAGUAGCAUACAACGAGUUGACUUCUCAGAACGGGAAGUUGCUUCUGAUCGCAGGCUCCGAAGGCUACAAGAAGCUAGGGAGGAUGCUUCUCAUCAACCUAUAGAUAGACGACGUCGACACGAAGUUAAAACAGAAAUCACAGAAACACAGGUUAUUGAAGAGGAUACCUCACAAGACGUUGAGGACGAAAAUGACAUUGCACUUCGUCGCAAACUCAUAAGAAAUCGUGCAAUAGAGCAACGGCGAAUAGAGGAAGAAAAGCUUAAAGCAGAGGAAGAAGCCGAAAGAACAUUAUUAGAAAAAAAAGAAGAGAGUGAGAGUGAAUACACGACUGAAUAUGAAACGGACAGUGAAGAAGAGGAAGAGGAGGAGGAUUUAACGGCGAGACAAUUAAAGAAACCAGUAUUUAUACCAAAAGCACAUCGAGAAACUAUGAUAGAAAAAGAACGUUUGGAAAAGGAGGCUGAGGAAGCUGAAAGAAAAAGAAUAGAAGAGAUUGAAAAUCGUAAAAAAGAAACACAUGCAAUAUUAGCAGAAAAAAUUCAGAAACAAAUGUUGACUGAAGUAAAAGACGAGCAAAGUACAUUGAAAGAGGUUGAUGAUACUGAUGGGAUUGAUGAACAAGCAGAAUAUGAAGCAUGGAAACUUCGGGAACUAAAAAGAAUAAAAAGGGACAAGGAAGAACGUAGAGCAGAAAAAGAACAAGAGGAAAUUGAACGUAGACGAAAUAUGAGUGAAGAACAACGCCUGAAAGAAGAUAUGGAACGAGUGAGAAAACAACAAGAAGAAAAACCGAGAGGGAAAUAUAAAUUUCUGCAAAAAUAUUACCAUAAAGGAGCCUUUUAUUUGGAUCCGAGUGAUUCUAUAUACAAACGUGAUUAUACGGAAGCAACUCCUGAUGAAGCGGCACAUAAGGAAUUAUUACCUAAAGUGAUGCAGGUGAAAAAUUUCGGUCGUGCUGGGCAAACUAAAUGGACUCAUUUGGCCGAUCAAGACACAUCAAAGAAAGAUUCUGCUUGGUCUCAGAAAAACGAGCUCAACAAACGUUCUCUGCAUAAACUUGCUGGUUUACAUCACGGAGGUUUUGAUAAGCCAACAGCGAAAAAACGUAAACUUUAA